AUGGCCGGAUUUGGGGCUGACGGGACUCGGGAUGUCUUCUCCCAGCCCGAACCGUACUCCCCUGACGAGGGAUUUGAUUUCUACUCCGACGACGCGGCCCGGAUGCCGGUCUCUCGUCUGGGCAUGGAAGGUCUCGCCCUCAACUCGCAGCCGGAAGGGUGGCCGUACCGGGUGAGGUACCAAAGCCUGGUGCAGUCUGACGGCGGGAUCGGAAGCGACGGCCACAAGAGGCCCGUUCGUUCCCCUCCACCGCCCCGUGGCACAGGAGGCCCGAUCUGCACAGUUGGCCUUCGCAAACCACGCGGUCCAGGUCUGUCAUCCAGCCGCGGCCGAGGUGGUGGGUUGGCACCUGCCUCGGUUGCUCCCGGUGAUCCUUCUGGUCCUCGGUACGGGGCCAGCGACGGGACCGAGCUGGAGGAUGCAGAGGACGUGCAGGAGAUCGUUCAGGAAUUGGAUGCUCAGUUGGACUCAAGUGACGAAGAGCUGCUGAACUUGUUACAGGAGGACGCUGAGCAUGAGAAGCAAGUGAUGGAGACGAUCUUCUUUUUUGGGGCAAUUGAUGGAACUCAUGUGGAAGUUGUAGUGCCAAAUGAUAAAAAGGUUCAAUAUCUUUGUCGAAAGGGGCACACAACACAAAAUGUGCUUGCAGUUGUAGACUUUGACAUGAGAUUCAUAUUUGUGCUUGCUGGA
Panicum hallii is the source of this 690-nucleotide messenger RNA. RefSeq lists its product as uncharacterized. The record is from RefSeq and is a predicted model, not a curated record. Lineage: Eukaryota; Viridiplantae; Streptophyta; Magnoliopsida; Poales; Poaceae. The annotation marks the transcript as partial. The transcript is spliced from 3 exons.